Messenger RNA from Penicillium roqueforti, 1671 nucleotides. Its product is annotated as MDR family MFS transporter. Lineage: Eukaryota; Fungi; Ascomycota; Eurotiomycetes; Eurotiales; Aspergillaceae. Gene Ontology annotation, biological process: transmembrane transport. The transcript has 3 exons. The coding region runs from base 1 to 1671 and encodes 556 amino acids. Gene Ontology annotation, molecular function: transmembrane transporter activity. The record is from RefSeq and is a predicted model, not a curated record.
AUGGUGUCCGCAGCCAACCCCAGUCGCGUUGACCCCUCCGAGAAAGAGGAGGAGAAAGCAUUGACCAACGAUGUUUCCCUUAAGCAGGAAAGCGUUGCGAUCAAUGCCGAGCAAGCAGACGAGCCCACCGCGCGUGAAGUGACCGAGCGUCCAACUGGUCCCAAAUUGGCUUUGAUUACACUGGCAUUGUGUCUAGGAGUAUUCCUAGUUGCUCUUGACAACAGCAUCAUCGCCACAGCAAUCCCAAAGAUCACAGGCCAAUUCCACAGUCUUAAUGAUGUUGGAUGGUAUGGAAGUGCUUACCUUCUCACCACGGCGUCACUCCAGCUACUUUUCGGAAAGUUCUACACUUUUUUCAAUGUCAAAUGGACCUACCUUGCUGCCAUUGGCAUUUUCGAGCUGGGCAGUCUGAUCUGCGGCGUGGCCAACAGCAGUCUGACGCUUAUCAUGGGCCGUGCUGUUGCUGGUAUUGGAUCUGCAGGCAUUUUCUCCGGCUCGCUCAUCAUGGUGGCUCACUCGGUGGCACUUGAGAAGCGCCCGUUAUACAAUGGCUGUAUCGGUAGCAUGUUCGGCAUUUCAUCCGUCGCUGGGCCUCUGCUCGGUGGGGUAUUCACUGAUAAAGUGACAUGGCGCUGGUGCUUUUACAUCAAUCUCCCUAUCGGAGCUGUCACUGUUUUGGUGAUUGCAAUCUUUUUCUCUGCGCCCAUCCACAAUGUUAAACAAACUACAUGGGUAGAGCGCAUUAAGAAGUUUGACCCAAUGGGUACAGCUCUUUUCCUCCCUGCCAUUGUCUGCUUGUUGCUAGCUCUGCAGUGGGGUGGUAGUAUCUAUGCUUGGAAUAGCUGGCGUAUCAUUGUGCUGUUUUGCUUUUUCGCUGUUCUCAUUCUCCUGUUUGUAUUUGUCCAGCACACACAGCAAGACAAUGCUACAGUACCGCCACGCAUUUUCUUCCGCCGCACUAUUUGGACCGCUGCCCUGUACAGUUUCAGUCUCGGCGCUGCGUUCCUCUCCUCUGUCUACUUCUUACCUAUCUGGUUCCAAGCCGUGAAAAAUGCUAGCCCUGUCAGCUCAGGUAUCAUGAAUCUUCCCAUGCUGAUCUCUGUUGUGGUCGCCUCCAUUUUAUCAGGAAUCAUUAUCACCUUCGUCGGUUACUACACGCCAUUUAUGAUUGCCGGUACAGUUCUUCUCGCUAUCGGCUAUGGUCUCAUGAGCAUGUUCCACACAGACACAUCCAAAGCUGUCUGGAUCGGCUAUCAGAUAAUUGCGGGCGCCGGUGCCGGUUUGGGUAUGCAGCAAUCUAUGAUCGCUGUUCAGGUUGUCCUUGAUAUUCCUGAUAUACCCACUGGAACAGCUAUCAUCGUGUUCGCCCAGACUCUUGGAGGUGCUCUCUUUGUUUCUAUUGGAAACAACGUUUUCAGAAACAAGCUCAUUGAGUAUCUUGCCAAGUACACCCCCAACUUGAACCCAGCUUCGAUUCUCAAUACCGGCGCUACUGGCUUGCAGAGUGUGGUUAGCAAGGCUGACCUACCUGGAGUCCUCCUUGCUUACAAUAACGCAAUUACCCAGACAUUCAUGGUCGGUGCAGCUGUGGCGGCCGCCAGCAUGAUCGGCGCUUUGGGUGUGGAGUGGAAGAGCGUGAAGGGAAAGAAUCUUGCUCCGGGAGCCGCAUAA